AUACAGUUCCAGAGGCCGGUUAAAUUCAAAGAUGUUUUGCAGAAGGUUAUGGAUGCUUUUGGGCAGUUGAUGGAUUUGCAUUAUGCUGAGAAUGAGCUCCUGAUUCCCCUGAAAUCGCAAGAAGAUUUGGAUCGAGCUGUGGAACAUUUAGACGUUAGCCCUUCUCUCAAAAGCUUGAGAGUGUUUGUGAAAACUCCAAAGGAAACAAAUCUUCUGCAACCCAACAACACCAAGCAGCAUGAAAUGAGGAUAUCUAAAUCCAUGGGAGAUAUUCUGGGAUCCCUGUAUAAAGACACCGAGAGGACACGGAAGCAUUCAACAGGUUAGAGAGAUGAAGUUGUGUAGUAGACCAUGUCCUACUGAGGAUAAAUCCCAUUCUUGUAUCUGAAUAAAUACUGCUCCUCUUCAGCCUAAACUUUCAGUGUUUCUCGACUUGGCAA
Messenger RNA from Thamnophis sirtalis, 440 nucleotides. NCBI's taxonomy places the organism in Eukaryota, Metazoa, Chordata, Lepidosauria, Squamata, Natricidae. The record is from RefSeq and is a predicted model, not a curated record.